AUGGUAGGUCAUCCUCUUUCCUACGCGGUUCGGUCGGCGAGGUCCGUUCACGACAUGGCGGGAUUAGGCGAUCUGAGUCCCCCUACACCGUCUUUCGAAGGUCUUGCUAGUCAUGAGGAGGUUUUUGGCGUGAAUAGUCCUGAGCGUGUCGGGGAGUGUACCAGGAGCAAUAGUGAUUCACCAGAGGAAUUGGGUGUCGGGGAUUGUGUAGAGAUCGAUGGUGUCGAGUACAUUAUAGAGAAGUCAGUUGGGUCGGGGUCUUUCGGAAUGGUGUGGGAAGCACGGUGUGGGGAUAGACGAGUUGCUAUCAAGGCUACCGACAAGUCUGGAGCGAAAGAGGCUGAAGCCAUGCAAGCGUGGAAGGGUUGUGCCGCCGGUGCUCGGCUGAGCGAGCUCAUAGCGUUCGACCGGCAUCGGAAUUUGUUAGUCCUGAAUCUCGUAGCGGAUUCUGUUGCUCUUGACGAUUGGCUGCGGAGGGUCGACCUCGGUCAGCAAGUUGAUACCGUAGAAGAUGUAAUCAGUGUUUGCACCCGACUGUUAGCGCAGAUGGCCGGAGCUCUGGAAGUCACAUCGAAGUACAUUAUUCAUAGGGAUGUAUGCUCUCAUAAUAUAUUGGUUAAUGUGAAGACUGGUGACUUUACAUUGAUCGACUUUGGUCUUUGUUCGCAGCGAAGAACGUUUAGUGCCCGCCAGGGUUUAGCGGGGGAUUGCCGCUACUGGCCGGUGUGCGAGUGGCUGCUCUUUCUACGCGGGCAUCGGUACGUGGAGAACUGCCCGGAGAUGUUGCGCGAUUACUUGCGUAGACUAGACCAUCAUGCAUUGGCGCUUACUGUUAUUGAAGUCCUCUCGAAGUUGUACCGGCGACUUGGGCGAAGUUCAGUGUCAGAGUCCUGUACUGGCAAGGGAGUAUCCUGGCAGUCAGGGGACUUUUCGACUGCCCUACUUAGCUCCACAGAUGGUUCCCAUGAUAACAGCAGUCUGCCGAGUGCGAGGUCUCCCAAGGAGGAGGAGCCAUCGGAGGUUGUAGGGUUGGACUCUCCACCUCGCUCAGAGGUCGGGAGGAGUGGGGCAAAUUGUGCGAUAGAGGGAGUGGUUGCGGCUUUCGAGAAGUAUUGGGAAGAAGUGAUGCCGUUUUGGAGAGAUUUAUUGGAAACGUUCAAGGAGGAAGGCAACUGGGGAGUUUUGCAACGAAGACUUGACGCUCAACGGGCUCCCAUUCGAGUUCACGAGGCCUUAUGUCUGUUGAAGCGGAGCAUACUGGAGAGCAUUGGGAUCUGCGACACUUUGCCCGAGGUUCAGUCUUUGUUCAAGGCGCUAUUGGGUCUUUUGCUCUGCGUUUCUUCUCCUCCGAUCCCACAGAUGUCCUUUCGUGAGGUCAUUCAAACUCUCGAAGGGAAAUCGGCUCUACCUCCGACGAUGGUUCAAGCGAGCGUCGCUCCUUUGGGAAUUCCCUUGCCUCUGCUGACCCACGUUCCAAGCCAUAUGCGACUUUGGACAGUGGACAACCCAGUGUCUCUGGCGCGCAACUUGACCCCGCCUCUUUGGAACAUGCCUAGCUCCGUACUGCGAGCAGCAUCCAUGCGCUACGACGUGGCAAAGGCGCUGAGAAAAGGGAAGAGGCGGCGCAAGCCUGAUGAGGACACCGAAAAAGUCGCCACAUCUAACUCUAAUGGAUCACGGAGACAUGCCGCUGGCCAUGUGCAGGACUCGAGAGUAUCCGAGACCGAUCGAAUUACUGCUGGUGUGGUGAACAGCAGCCACAUCUCAUCGUCCUCAUGUGACGCAAACCAGUCUGAACAGCAAUCAGGAGAGCAAGGCUCCACUUCAGCUUUACCGGUCCAGGGAAACUUGCUGCGAGAGAAACUAUUUUUGGAAGAGGUGAAGGGCGAGCUUCCUAAGGACAUGUCGUAUGCAGUGGAACAAGGGUACCUUCCGUGGACGAACAUUGUGACAGUAGUGCAGAACGCCUUACCGGACAAGCCAGGCUGCAUCGGCAAGUGUUUCAAGCUCACAUUACAGGACUGUAUAAGCGAGUUCCUGAUGUUUGUUACUCAUCUAGCGGCACAGCGAUGCACACGAGAAGGCAGGAGAGUGAUGCUAGCGGAGGACAUCUUGUGGGCGCUGGAUCAGGCUGGCCUGUGUCAGUAUGGUUCGGUACUUCGUGUGUUCUUGGGUAAACUUCGUGGUCACUUGUCGAAGUCGAGGAGGGAUGUGGUGGUCAAGAAUGGCUGUUUGAAGUCCCCGGCCGACUUCCCGCCAGUUGAGGAAGAGAAGGGCAGCUCAUUGAUGUUCCCCGUGAUCCAGUUGGUCUCUUGGACUCUGCUGGUCUAUUGCGAGAUCAAUUGA
Perkinsus marinus ATCC 50983 is the source of this 2346-nucleotide messenger RNA. RefSeq names its product ccaat-binding transcription factor subunit a, putative. The transcript has 12 exons. Gene Ontology annotation, molecular function: RNA polymerase II cis-regulatory region sequence-specific DNA binding; protein kinase activity; protein heterodimerization activity. NCBI's taxonomy places the organism in Eukaryota, Perkinsozoa, Perkinsida, Perkinsidae. The record is from RefSeq and is a predicted model, not a curated record. Bases 1 to 2346 code for a protein of 781 amino acids. Gene Ontology annotation, cellular component: CCAAT-binding factor complex. Gene Ontology annotation, biological process: regulation of transcription by RNA polymerase II; protein phosphorylation.